Nerophis ophidion (straightnose pipefish) is the source of this 8180-nucleotide messenger RNA. RefSeq names its product probable G-protein coupled receptor 21. The record is from RefSeq and is a predicted model, not a curated record. Gene Ontology annotation, molecular function: G protein-coupled receptor activity. Lineage: Eukaryota; Metazoa; Chordata; Actinopteri; Syngnathiformes; Syngnathidae. Bases 671 to 1858 code for a protein of 395 amino acids. Gene Ontology annotation, cellular component: membrane. The transcript has a single exon. Gene Ontology annotation, biological process: G protein-coupled receptor signaling pathway.
UUGGGAGGGGCGUGGGUUGCAGACAGCCGCAUGUCUCUGCCCGCCGCCAUUGGCUGGGGCCACGGCAGGGGGAGGGGCUUCCGUGUCUUUGGCCGUUUCUUCAGAGAGGGAGCGAGAAAGAGACUGUCACUAAAGGAGGAUAAAUCACUAAGAAGAGGAGGAGGAGGAAGCCAGGAGGUUCUCCCAGCGUUUCCACUCCAGACCUCGCUGCUGCUGCUCCGGGGAGAAAUAGAAGCUUGCCAGGAACCAGACGGCAAAGUCUCGGGAAAGACCUGAAAAAGUGCCACGAUAAGCAGGUGAAGAGGACAGAGACCACAUCACCCUUGAUGCCUGCUUUUUGCAGCCAGCGGUGUGUUUGCACUGGACUCUGCGUUGGCCACUCUGGGGCCCACACAAAUGUAAGCAGGAGCCCUUGAAGCGGUCUUUGGGUGUCAAGGCUCCUCAAGCAGGAAUUUCGUGAAAGGAGGCUUCUGGGCAGACGGAAAGUCGCAGACAAUGUGUUAAUUUGCUCAGGACGACUUCACCUUCCUCUGUCCUCUCCGUGAGACCAGGUGUCAGGAUGGAAUUAAGUCAUGGUUUGGAUUGAGAGCCUCCAGCUGGUUGCCUCGCAGGGGAGCUACGUUGGUCUCAACGUAUCCUUUUGGGAGACCCGAGAGACUUGGCCAAGAAGAUGAAUUCUUCCCUGGAUCCACUAGACCAGAACUCUGCUGACCUGUCAAACUUCUCCGCUCCAUUUUGCCUGCUUGACAUCAGCUAUUCCAGAGUCUUCACCACUUGCCUUCUGGAGGUCUCCAUUAUAGUCCUCCUCACCGUUCUGAUCAUUUCGGGCAACCUGGUGGUGAUUUUUGUCUUCCACUGUGCGCCUUUGCUGAGCCAGCACACCACCAGCGCCUUCAUCCAGACCAUGGCGUAUGCCGACUUGCUGGUGGGCGUCAGCUGCCUCUUCCCUUCCCUGUCCCUGCUCCAUCACCUCCAAGGACUGGACCCCAAGCUCACCUGCCAGGUUUUCGGCUACCUGGUGUCCGUCUUGAAGUCGGUCUCGAUGGUGUCUUUGGCGUGCGUGAGCGUGGACCGCUACAUCGCCAUCACACGCCCCCUGACCUACGCCUCCCUGGUCACGCCAUGCCGGGUGCGCUGCUGCAUCGUCCUGAUAUGGCUGUACUCGGCGCUGGUGUUUCUGCCCUCGUUCCUGGGCUGGGGAAAGCCGGGUUACCACGGCGACGUGGUGGAGUGGUGCGCCCUGGAGUGGAGGACCCGCCCGGCUUUCACCGCCUUCAUCGUGGCUCUUGUGUACGCUCCCGCCACCCUCACCGUCUGCUUCACCUACGGCAACAUCUUCAAGAUCUGCCGACAGCACACACGGGAGAUCAGCGAACGCCACGCCCGCUACCGACCUCAGCAGCACCAAGACCCCAUCAUGACCUCUGGAUCUCUGGUCAACGAUGACCGGGUGAAGGACCAAAGGCACUUGCCCAGCUUGUCCAAACCCCAAUACCAGCAGCCGUCCCCGACGUACCCGGAUAAACGAUACGCCAUGGUGCUGUUCCGGAUUACCAGCGUUUUCUACAUCCUCUGGCUGCCGUACAUCCUCUACUUUCUGCUGGAGAGCGGCGGGAUCUACCACCACCCGGCGGCCUCCUUCCUCACCACCUGGCUGGCCAUCAGCAACAGCUUCUGCAACUGUCUCACCUACAGCCUCUCCAACUCCGCCUUCAGGAAAGGCCUGAAGCGCCUCUGCUCCUACUGCUUGCAGUGCGGCAGCGGCGGCUGCUUCGGGGUCAGGAAACCCAAGAAGGCCUUUGUCGGAUCGGUGGAGCAGGGGUGCGACAGAGGGGGCGGCACCACCUGUCACGUGUAACGCCCGCAUCCGGGGGUCCGAUCUUGUGUCUCUCCUAAAUGAUCUGAGACGGGAAGGGAGGCGUCGUCCGGCAAUCCGCUGCUUCUGUUACAUUUGGAGGUUGCGCAGACGUCCUCUCUGGCACUGAGAGGACUCCAGAACCACGGAUAAAUUGCUCCAUGAAGUGUCAUUCAAUCAUGGGGGGGGCGGGGCUAACGGAACUGUCAUUUAUUCACCAGAAAAAACAAUGCAAACAGACGUUUGAGGGAGUUCUUGUGUAAGACCGAUGGAACAAGCCAAUGAUGAACUCAUGGACUCUCACUAUUAUGUUAGAUCCACGUUAGGGACAGCGUGGCGCAGUGGGAGAGUGGCCGUGCGCAACCCGAGGGUCCCUGGUUCAAUCCCCACCUAGUACCAACCUCAUCACGUCCGUUGUGUCCUGAGCAAGACACUUCACCCUUGCUCCUGAUGGGUACUGGUCAGCGCCUUGCAUGGCAGCUCCCUCCAUCAGUGUGUGAAUGUGGAAGUAGUGUCAAAGCGCUUUGAGUACCUUGAAGGUAGAAAAGCGCUAUACAAGUACAACCCAUUUAUCAUUUAUUUAUCAUUUAUUAUGUUAGAUCCACUAUGGACUGGACUCUCACUAUUAUGUUAGAUCCACUAUGGACUGGACUCUCACUAUUGUGUUAGAUGCACUAUGGACUGGACUAUCACUAUUAUGUUAGAUCCACUAUGGACUGGACUCUCACACUAUUAAGUUAGAUUUACUAUGGACUGGACUCUCACUAUUAUGUUAGAUCCCCUAUGGACUGGACUCUCACUAUUAUGUUAGAUCCACUAUGGACUGGAUUCUCACUAUUAUGUUAGAUCUACUAUGGACUGGACUCUCACUGUUAUGUUGGAUCCACUAUGGACUGGACUCUCACACUAUUAUGUAAGAUCCACUAUGGACUGGACUCUCACUAUUAUGUUAGAUCCACUAUGGACUGGACUCUCACUAUUAUGUUAGAUCCACUAUGGACUGGACUCUCACUAUUAUGUUAGAUCCACUAUGGACUGGACUCUCACUAUUAUGUUAGAUCCACUAUGGACUGGACUCUCACUAUUAUGUUAGAUCCACUAUGGACUGGACUCUCACUAUUAUGUUAGAUCCACUAUGGACUGGACUCUCACUAUUAUGUUAGAUCCACUAUGGACUGGACUCUCACUAUUAUGUUAGAUCUACUAUGGACUGGACUCUCACUAUUAUGUUAGAUCCACUAUGGACUGGACUAUCACUAUUAUGUUAGAUCCACUAUGGACUGGACUCUCACUAUUAUGUUAGAUCCACUAUGGACUGGACUCUCACUAUUAUGUUAGAUCCACUAUGGACUGGACUCUCACACUAUUAUGUUAGAUCCACUAUGGACUGGACUCUCACUAUUAUGUUAGAUCCACUAUGGACUGGACUCUCACUAUUAUGUUAGAUCCACUAUGGACUGGACUCUCACUAUUGUGUUAGAUCCACUAUGGACUGGACUCUCACAUUAUUAACUGUAUCCACUCUGCAUCCAUUGCACGGACCACUAAAGAGGUGGGGGGUCCCCACAUCUGCGGUCCCCUCUUCUCAUUGUUAUCCCAUUGGGAUGAGUUUUUCCUUGCCCUGAUGUGGGAUCUGAGCCCAGGAUGUGGCUGUGUCUUGUGCAGCCCUUUGAGACACUGGUGAUUCAGGGCUACAUAAGUAAACUUAUUCCCAUACCUACUACCUUUUAUUGAUGUCCAACAUGCUGAAAGUGAAGCAGUCACGUGUUUACACUUGCACAAUCCAAGGAGUAAGACCCAAUCAUUCUGUGAUCCGUGACCACGCAGGGCUCCGACUGUUAUCCUGCUGGUUUUUAAACAGUUUUAUCUGAGCUAUGGAACGCUGCUUCGUCCUGUUCAAUGUGGAGCAAGAAACAAAACCUCCAGAGUGUGUGUUUUGGCACUGAUGGUACACAGACGGUUGGUACACGGUUUAGAUGGUUCAUCCUUGGGCCCAAGAAACCGAGGGAGCGCCUUUUGUUCCUGGGAGCACCUGAACUUAUGUAUGGGACUUGGAGGACUGGGAACUAAACGGACAAAGAGGCCAUUGUUGUCUGACAGGAUCCCUGCGACCUGCAUGUGUUUGUGUGCAUGUAUGUUCCCAUGCUCCAUCAAACUCUUUGUCUUUGAACCAACAAAGCUUUAAAUACCUUGUGUUUUAUACCAAAUAAUGUUGUUUUUUUUGUAAUAUGUGAAGGUUGUUGCUUUGAUCAGCAAAUCAUUCCCUAACAUUUAAAGAGGGCUCUGUUUGUUCUUUUGGACAUGUGACUGUUAGAGCGCGUGGACGGGUUGUGAGUUCAUGGUACUUGCAGCCAGGUAAUAACUUUUGUUUUCUUUGCACUUUCCCAUGUUCCUUAGCUCUAGUGACUCGCUAGAACGCCACCCAUGGCUGGAUGAGACUGUUAUUUAAAGCCAAGGUGCCAACGCGACUUCCGCCUUCCUUGGCUUCACUAACUGUUGUUGUUGUUGUUGUUGUCGUGAUGUUUGCUGUUGUUUGACCAUGACGCACAAGCAUGUUAGGCUGCGUUCACACUCGUGAGCGUUUACUGGCAUUCUGUGACAAUUAUGUCAAACCUGGGUGAAAUACUUGAUUUUUAUAUUCUGCAAUAAUAACAGGCCCAGAUUCCAUCAAAAGAUUCUAAAAUAGACUUUGAAAAUGCAGUUUAGUGACAUAUUACCUGACAAAACUCAAAUAUUUCAAACCAUCUGUUUGGUUAAAUACUUGAUUUUUAUAUUCUGCUACAUUAGGGGUCGGCAACCCAAAAUGUGGAAAGAGCCAUAUUGGACCAAAAAUACCAAAACAAAUCCGUCUGGAGCAGCAAAAAAUUUUAAGAUAAUGUGUCGUGAGAUAUAAAUUGAAUUAUGAGGACUUAAAGGAAACUAAAAGAGCUCAUAUAUAGCUACAAAUGAUGCAUAAUGAUGCAAUAUGUACAUACAGCUAGCCUAACUAGCAUGUUAGCAUUGAUUAGCUUGCAGUCAUGCAGUGACCAAAUAUGUCUAAUUAGCACUCCACAUAAGUCAAUAACAUCAACAAAACUCACCUUUGUGCAUUCACGCACAACGGUAAAAGUUUGGUGGACAAAAUAAGACAUAAAAAGAAGUGGCAUAAAACACGUCUUAGAAAGUCGGAGAAAGUUGUACAUGUAAACCAACUACGGUGAGUUCAAGGACUGCCAAAAUUAGUAGGACAAAACGGCGCUCGCAAAUACUUGAAUCAGUGAAGCAUGUUUAAUAUAAACAGUGUGAUUUAUAGCAAUUAGGGAGGUUUGUGUCAUGUUUGUCCUCCUAAAGAAACCAAAUUGAAACAAAAAAUGUGUUUUUUUCCCCUCAUCUUUUUCCAUUUUUCAUAUAUUUUUGAAAAAGCUCCAGAGAGCCACUAGGGUGGCGCUAAAGAGCCGCUCUAGUGGCUCCAGAACCGUGGGUUGCCGACCCCUGUGCUAUAUUAACACACCUAGAUUCCAUCAAAAGAUUCUAAAAUAGACUUUGAAAAUGCAGUUUAGUGACAUAUUACCUGACAAAACUCAAAUAUUUCAAACCAUCUGUUUGGUUAAAUACUUGAUUUUUAUAUUCUGAUACAUUAGGGGUCGGCAACCCAAAAUGUUGAAAGAGCCAUAUUGGACCAAAAAUACCAAAACAAAUCCGUCUGGAGCAGCAAAAAAUGAAAAGAUAAUGUGUCGUGAGAUAUAAAUUGAAUUAUGAGGACUUAAAGAAAACUAAAAGAGCUCAUAUAUAGCUACAAAUGAUGCAUAAUGAUGCAAUAUGUACGUACAGCUAGCCUAACUAGCAUGUUAGCAUUGAUUAGCUUGCAGUCAUGCAGUGACCAAAUAUGUCUAAUUAGCACUCCACAUAAGUCAAUAACAUCAACAAAACUCACCUUUGUGCAUUCUUGCACAACGUUAAAAGUGUGGUGGACAAAAUGAGACAUAAAAAGAAGUGGCAUAAAACACGUCUUAGAAAGUCGGAGAAAGUUGUACAUGUAAACAAACUACGGUGAGUUCAAGGACCGCCAAAAUUAGUGGGACAAAACUGCGCUCGCCAAAUACUUGAAUCAGUGAAGCAUGUUUAAUAUAAACAGUGUGCUUAAUAGCAAUUAGGGAGGUUUGUGUCAUGUUUGUCCUCCUAAAAAAACCAAAUUGAAACAAAAAAUGUGUUUUUUUCCCCUCAUCUUUUUCCAUUUUUCAUAUAUUUUUGAAAAAGCUCCAGAGAGCCACUAGGGCGGCACUAAAGAGCCGCUCUAGUGGCUCCAGAACCGUGGGUCGCCGACCCCUGUGCUAUAUUAACACACCUAGAUUCCAUCAAAAGAUUCUAAAAGACUUUGAAAAUGCAGUUUAGUGACAUAUUACCUGACAAAACUCAAAUAUUUCAAACCAUCUGUUUGGUUAAAUACUUGAUUUUUAUAUUCUGCUACAUCAGGGGUCGGCAACCCAAAAUGUGGAAAGAGCCAUAUUGGACCAAAAAUACAAAAACAAAUCCGUCUGGAGCCACAAAAAAUUAAAAGAUAGUGUGUCAUGAGAUAUAAAUUGAAUUAUGAGGACUUAAAGAAAACUAAAAGAGCUCAUAUAUAGCUACAAAUGAUGCAUAAUGAUGCAACAUGUACGUACAGCUAGCCUAACUAGCAUGUUAGCAUUGAUUAGCUUGCAGUCAUGCAGUGACCAAAUAUGUCUAAUUAGCACUCCACAUAAGCCAAUUACAUCAACAAAACUCACCUUUGUGCAUUCACGCACAACGUUAAAAGUUUGGUGGACAAAAUAAGACAGAAAAAGAAGUGGCAUAAAACACGUCUUAGAAAGUCGGAGAAAGUUGUACAUGUAAACAAACUACGGUGAGUUCAAGGACUGCCAAAAUUAGUAGGACAAAACUGCGCUCGCCAAAUACUUGAAUCAGUGAAGCAUGUUUAAUAUAAACAGUGUGAUUUAUAGCAAUUAGGGAGGUUUGUGUCAUGUUUGUCCUCCUAAAGAAACCAAAUUGAAACAAAAAAUGUGUUUUUUUCCCCUCAUCUUUUUCCAUUUUUCAUAUAUUUUUGAAAAAGCUCCAGAGAGCCACUAGGGUGGCGCUAAAGAGCCGCCCUAGUGGCUCCAGAACCGUGGGUUGCCGACCCCUGUGCUAUAUUAACACACCUAGAUUCCAUCAAAAGAUUCUAAAAUAGACUUUGAAAAUGCAGUUUAGUGACAUAUUACCUGACAAAACUCAAAUAUUUCAAACCAUCUGUUUGGUUAAAUACUUGAUUUUUAUAUUCUGAUACAUUAGGGGUCGGCAACCCAAAAUGUUGAAAGAGCCAUAUUGGACCAAAAAUACCAAAACAAAUCCGUCUGGAGCAGCAAAAAAUUAAAAGAUAGUGUGUCGUGAGAUAUAAAUUGAAUUAUGAGGACUUAAAGAAAACUAAAAGAGCUCAUAUAUAGCUACAAAUGAGGCAUAAUGAUGCAAUAUGUACAUACAGCUAGCCUAACUAGCAUGUUAGCAUUGAUUAGCUUGCAGUCAUGCAGUGACCAAAUAUGUCUGAUUAGCACUCCACAUAAGUCAAUUACAUCAACAAAACUCACCUUUGUGCAUUCACGCACAACGUUAAAAGUUUGGUGGACAAAAUAAGACAUAAAAAGAAGUGGCAUAAAACACGUCUUAGAAAGUCGGAGAAAGUUGUACAUGUAAACAAACUACGGUGAGUUCAAGGACUGCCAAAAUUAGUAGGACAAAACUGCGCUCGCCAAAUACUUGAAUCAGUGAAGCAUGUUUAAUAUAAACAGUGUGCUUAAUAGCAAUUAGGGAGGUUUGUGUCAUGUUUGUCCUCCUAAAGAAACCAAAUUGAAACAAAAAAUGUGUUUUUUUUCCCCUCAUCUUUUUCCAUUUUUCAUAUAUUUUUGAAAAAGCUCCAGAGAGCCACUAGGGUGGCGCUAAAGAGCCGCCCUAGUGGCUCCAGAACCGUGGGUUGCCGACCCCUGUGCUAUAUUAACACACCUAGAUUCCAUCAAAAGAUUCUAAAAUAGACUUUGAAAAUGCAGUUUAGUGACAUAUUACCUGACAAAACUCAAAUAUUUCAAACCAUCUGUUUGGUUAAAUACUUGAUUUUUAUAUUCUGAUACAUUAGGGGUCGGCAACCCAAAAUGUUGAAAGAGCCAUAUUGGACCAAAAAUACCAAAACAAAUCCGUCUGGAGCAGCAAAAAAUUAAAAGAUAAUGUGUCGUGAGAUAUAAAUUGAAUUAUGAGGACUUAAAGAAAACUAAAAGAGCUCAUAUAUGCGUGGCGCAGUGGAAGAGUGGCCGUGCGCUACCCGAGGGUCCCAGGUUCAAUC